AUGAGCUCGUCAAACGGUCGCUCCGAACGCCCCGAACGGGCCGGCUCCAUCGAUCCCCUUUCUCAUCCUGAUAUCUACUAUGGAAAUGAAGAUUCUCGUGCCAGAAUCCGUCGUGGGCGUGCUUUCUCAGCGAGUUUGAAGGAUUACAGCCGGGAAGACAUCUCUGAGUUUCUUGGGACUUUGCCAUCGAGGCGAGGAAGCCAUGAUGAGGCCACCCAUAAACCCCGCAAGUUCUUCAUCAACGUGGACGAAACCCUCGACGCACUAUUGAAGCAGGAGGACACCGAUCAAAACAUGCAGAUCACCAUUGAGGAUCUGGGACCAAAGACGCUCUCGAUCGGAACGGCGGCCUCGUCGGGAUACAACCGCGUUGAUGUCCGCGGUACUUAUAUGCUUUCCAACCUUCUCCAGGAGCUUACAAUCGCGAAAGAUUACGGUCGCAAGCACAUUGAGCUUGAUGAGGUUCGCCUCAGCGAGAACCCAGUGUCUCGGCUCUCGCGGUUGAUCAAGAACUCCUUCUGGAAGGCGUUGACUAGACGCAUUGAUGGCUCGAAUAUUGAAGUGGCGGGAAGAGAUCCCAAGGAUUGGACAUCCGAUCCACGACCUCGCAUCUACAUUCCACCAGGUGCCCCGGCACAAUUCGAAUAUUAUACCAAGAUUGCAGAGAAACACCCGGAGAUACGUUUAGAUGUGGUGAUGCUAGACGCCGAUGUCACGCCGGACUAUGUCAUGAAGCUCAGUGAGAAACCAGGCUUGUUAGCGCUUGCAAUGCAGACUAAAGUCGAUGAAACCACUGGAGAAGAGGACUUAGAGGGCGUUCCAUUCGUGGUGCCAGGAGGUCGAUUCAACGAAUUGUAUGGAUGGGAUAGCUACAUGGAGUCUCUGGGCCUCCUUGUCAGCGACCGAGUCGAUCUCGCCAAGGGCAUGGUUGUUAACUUCUGCUUUGAAAUCAAGCACUACGGAAAGAUUCUUAACGCCAAUCGAUCCUAUUACCUGACUCGUUCACAGCCUCCAUUCCUGACCGACAUGGCACUCCGUGUCUAUGAGCGGAUCAAGCAAGAGCCGGACGCCAAGGAGUUCCUUCGAAAUGCAGUUCUUGCUGCGAUCAAGGAAUACCACAGUGUUUGGGCAUGUGAGCCACGUCUGGAUCCAGUCUCUGGACUCUCGAGAUAUCGGCCGGAGGGAUGGGGUGUGCCGCCGGAGACGGAGCCUACUCAUUUCACUCAUAUUUUGAUGCCCUAUGCGGAGAAGCAUGGCAUGACUUUUGAACAAUUUGUCAAGGCGUACAAUUCCCGCGAAGUAAGCGAGCCUGAGCUGGACGAGUAUUUCCUGCACGACCGAGCGGUGCGUGAGUCUGGUCACGAUACCAGUUAUCGCCUGGAGCGUGUAUGCGCCAAUCUCGCUACCGUCGAUCUCAACUCUCUGCUUUACAAGUACGAGGUAGAUAUUGCCUGGAUCAUUCGAACCCACUUCAAAGAUAAGCUGGAUAUCCCAGUGGAGUUCACCACUCCUCAGACACGGAAUAUUGAGACCGAAUCCUCGGCCUCCUGGGACCGCCGUGCCCGCAAGCGCAAGCAGCGGAUGGACCAAUUCUGCUGGAACGCAGAGAAGGGCAUGUUCUUUGACUACGACACUGUAAAGAAAGAACAGACCGAUUAUGAAACCGCAACGACCUUCUGGGCCAUGUGGGCCGGUCUCGCGACGCCCCCGCAAGCAGCCGAGAUGGUGCUCAAGGCACUGCCUCGGCUUGAAGCUUUCGGUGGUCUCGUAUCGGGCACGGAGAAAUCCCGAGGCCCAGUGGGCUUGGAGCGACCCAACCGACAGUGGGAUUAUCCCUACGGCUGGGCGCCACAGCAGAUGCUUGCAUGGACUGCAUUCCUGCGCUAUGGAUACCAGGAAGAUGCAGAGCGGCUAGCGUAUAAGUGGCUAUAUAUGAUUACCAAGGCAUUCGUCGAUUUCAACGGUGUGGUUGUGGAGAAGUAUGAUGUGACACGGCCAAUUGAUCCACACCGCGUCGAUGCCGAAUACGGCAACCAAGGCACUGAUUUCAAGGGCGCACCACGUGAAGGUUUUGGAUGGGUCAAUGCUAGUUACGUGUAUGGGCUGGAGAUCCUCAAUGCGCACCAGCGCCGCUCUCUAGGAACUAUCACGCCAUAUGAUACGUACAAAAAGGCGAUUGACGCACAGAGUGCGUACUGA
This is a messenger RNA of Penicillium verhagenii, 2199 nucleotides long. Its product is annotated as alpha,alpha-trehalase. The record is from RefSeq and is a predicted model, not a curated record. NCBI's taxonomy places the organism in Eukaryota, Fungi, Ascomycota, Eurotiomycetes, Eurotiales, Aspergillaceae. The transcript is spliced from 5 exons. Gene Ontology annotation, biological process: trehalose catabolic process. Bases 1 to 2199 code for a protein of 732 amino acids. Gene Ontology annotation, cellular component: cytoplasm. Gene Ontology annotation, molecular function: calcium ion binding; alpha,alpha-trehalase activity.